Messenger RNA from Myotis davidii, 5185 nucleotides. RefSeq names its product uromodulin like 1 (gene UMODL1). NCBI's taxonomy places the organism in Eukaryota, Metazoa, Chordata, Mammalia, Chiroptera, Vespertilionidae. The record is from RefSeq and is a predicted model, not a curated record. The coding region runs from base 1 to 4098 and encodes 1365 amino acids. Gene Ontology annotation, cellular component: extracellular region; cell surface. Gene Ontology annotation, molecular function: calcium ion binding; protein binding; peptidase inhibitor activity. The transcript is spliced from 22 exons.
AUGCUCAGGACCCUGGGGCUGGCCCUGCUGCCUCUGCUCAGCACCGUGGGCUCCAGCCAGGCCAGCGGCUUCACAGACAAAGGCCUGUCCUUGCUGAGCUACCAGCUGUGCAACUACAGCGUGACCCAAAAUGUCCAGAAAGUGGAGGCCGUCCGGAUGUCCCAUGUGACCUACGCCCCCUGCGGCGGGUGGAUCCCAUGGAGGCGGUGCCCCAAGACCAUCUACAAGACCCGGUACCUGGCCGUGGACGUCCCUGAGUCCAGGAACGUGACCGACUGCUGCCAGGGCUACGAGCAGCUGGGCCUCUACUGCGUCCUGCCCCUGAAUCGGUCCGGGGAGUUUGCAUCAAGACCCGGCGUCUGCCCGCAGGAGGGGCAGGGAGCAUCCACCGCGCCGUGUACCCUGGACGCCGACUGCCCUGGACUUCAGAAAUGCUGUUCCUUUUCGUGGGGCCACCGCUGUGUGGCUCCUGCACCCCAAGCUCGAGAGGGGACUUCGGUGCAUUCCUGGUACAACGUGACCGUCCUGGUGAAAAUGGACUUCGGGGAACUCCAGCAGGUGGACGCCAGGCUGCUGGAUCACAUGCGGCUGCUGCACUCCAUGGUGACCAGUGCCCUGCGGCCGAUGGACGCUGCUGUCUACCACCUGCACUCGGCCUGUGGGGACACCUCGACCACAGUGUCGUGGCUGCUGCUGGGCCUGCCGCGGUCAGUGCCCGUGGCCAACGUGUCCACAGUGUUGGACGGCAUCGUGAAGCGUGUCUAUGAGGUGAUCAACAUCCAGGUGCAAGAUGUGAACGAAUGUUUGCAUAAGGAGCUCAACGCCUGCUCUGGAAGGGAACUGUGUUUAAACACGGAGGGCUCAUACCGGUGUGUCCGCCACCCAGAGGCGCCGGCCUCGUCUCCGCAGGAGCUGGACGGCACGUGUGAAGACGGCCCUCCCAUCACAGACUAUAUGAUCCUCAAUGUCACCAGCAGCAGCUUUCAAGUGUCCUGGGGUUUAAGUUCCACCCAGAACCGCACCUUCCACGUGCAGAUUUCCAGGGGCGAGGAGCCGCUCAGGAGUGCCAGGACCCAGGCGACGACCCUGGAGGUGACGGGGCUGGAGGCCGGGGUGCUGUACUGGGUGAAGACCAGCUACCAGGCCUGCAGGACCAAUGUCACCGCCACGCUGACCGUCAGAACCGAGGCCCGUGUGUUUGGAGUCACGGUGAGGAUCCUGAACCGCACCCUGACCGAGCCGCUGCUGGACCGCGGCAGCCCCGAGUACCGGGACUUCUCCCGGCAGCUGCUUCAGGAGGUUGAAAGUGCCUUCCCGCCGGCGGUGUCAGACCUGUGCAAAAGGGGGAAGCUGAGGCUGCAGAUCGUGUCCCUCCAGGCCGGGAGCGUGGUCGCGAAGCUCAGAGUGACGGUGCAGGACCCCGAGUUCCCCGUGGGUGUCUCCACGCUGGCCCCCAUGCUCCCACGGCUAUGGGCAAGCACAGUGUUCCAGAUUGACCAGAGGGGGACGCUGGUGCAAGACUGGGACGAGUGUGCCAACAGCCUGGAGCACGACUGCUCGCCGGCCGCCCAGUGCCUCAACCUGGAGGGCUCCUACACCUGCCGGUGCCUGACGGCCAAGGACGCCAACCCCUCCCGAGCUGGCCGGGCCUGCGUGGGUGACAUGGCGAACCCCCUGGAAGGUGCGCUGUCCCUGGCGACAAGGGCAACAGCCCCAGCUGUCAGCUCAGAAACAACAGCCCUUGGCCUGGAGACCCCUGCCUUGUCCCCCAGUCCUGGGCACUUGUGGGGCACCCCUGCAGCAGGCCAGGCCCAGACCCCAGGGCCUCCGCCCAGGAGAGGGGACAGUGGCAUGGUCGGGCAGGACAGGAACAGCACGGGGCAAGGCGUGGAGGAGGCGGCAACCGGCGAGGCCCCAGGUCUGGGGAUGAGCCAGUGGACAGCCAGCAGGGAUCCCAGGCCAACCCGCAGCUCCCUCCCCGGGCCCACGGGCGGCCCGGUGGAGGCCUCUGGAUGGUUGCUGAGAAACUCCACUGCAGAGUCGCACGCCCGGCCCAGCCCCGCUGAGGGCCCUCCUGGCCACGUGUGGCACACCAGCCUCCCCACGCGGGGCACAGCGCCUGCACCUCUGGACCCUACAUGGCCUCAGAACACAGACCCUGGACACUCCGGCUCCCCAGACCUGCCCUUGGCCUCCAACCCCACGUCCCUGAAGACCCCGGCCUGUGUUCCUGCCCCCAUCGGAAGGGUCACGGUCUCCAAUGUGACCAGCACCGGCUUCCACGUGGCGUGGGUGACAGAUCUCGCCCCGCGCCCCACUUUCCAGCUCACCCUGAUGUCCACGCAGAGCCCCGCCGUGCACCUGGAGAUGCGGAACACGAGCCUGCAGCUGUGGGGCCUGGAGCCCGGUGUCUUGCACCUGGUUGAGAUAGUGGCCAAAGCAUGUGGGGAAGAAAGUGCCAGGGCACACCUGAAAGUGAGGACAGCCGCCCGGAAGCUCAGUGGGAAAGUCAGAAUAGCCAAUGUCAGGUAUUCCGAAUCCUUCCGCAACGCCAGCAGCAAGGAAUCCCAGGACUUCCUAGAGCUAUUCUUCAGGAUGGUGCGCGAGUCCCUGUCACCCACCAUGCGCCAGCACCUGGACGCGGGCGGGGUGCGGGUGGAAGUGACCCGCAUCGCCAACGGCAGUGUCGUGGUGGAGUUCAGCCUGCUGAUCGUCGCGGACUUGGAGGUCCAGGUGGUGUCUGCCGCGUUCCUCGCUGCCUUUCAGAACGCCUCUCUGUUGGAGGUGGUCGGAGGGGACGCCUUCAUCGGGGAUUUCGAUGAGUGUGAGAGCAGGGAGGACGACUGCGAGCCCGGCACAGCCUGUCGCAACACUCUCGGGUCUUUCACCUGCAGCUGUGUGGGAGCUGCCCCCGACUUCCCCGUAGAAUAUUCUGGAAGACCCUGUGAAGGUGACUCUUCUGGUAACACAACCCAGGCCCCCGGGUCUUCCGUGGGCCCCGGCCCAGAGCAGCCCCCCACCCCCGCAGAAACCAGGGCGGCCUCCGUGCAAGGGGCCAGCCCGGCGCCCCAGGACCCACCCCCGCGGCUGAACCUGACGGGAGCGGUCAGGGUGCUCUGCGAGAUCGAGAAGGUGGCCAUUGCCGUCGAGAGGCGCUUCCUGCGGCAGGAGUCCAUCCCCGAGUCCUCCCUGUACCUGGGGCACCCGUCCUGCAACGUGAGUGACAGCAACAGCACACACGUGUUCCUGGUGGCCGCGUGGAGCGAGUGCGGCACCCUCGUGCAAAGCAACAUGACGAACACAGUGGUGAGGACCACGCUGAGGAACGACCUGUCCCCCGAGGGCAUCAUCCACCACCUGAAGAUCCUGAGCCCCAUCCGCUGUGCCUUCCGCAACGAUCUCCUGACGUCAUCGGGCUACACCCCGGAGUGGGGGGUUUACACCAUCAUUGAGGACCUCCAUGGCGCUGGAAAUUUUGUCACAGAAAUGCAGUUGUUUAUUGGGGACUCUCCUAUACCUCGGAAUUAUAGCGUGUCUGCCAGCGACGACAUCAAGAUCGAAGUGGGGCUCUAUAAACAGAAAAGCAACCUCAAGGUGGUCCUGACCGAGUGCUGGGCAACGCCGUCCAGCAACGCCAGGGACCCGGUCAUGUUUGGCUUCAUCAACAACAGCUGCCCCAUCCCCAACACGCAUACCAACGUGAUUGAGAAUGGGGACUCCAACAAGGCCCAGUUUAAGCUGAAAAUUUUUUCCUUCAUCAACAACUCCAUAGUCUACCUGCACUGCAAACUCCGCAUCUGCAUGGAGACCCCCGGAGCCACGUGCAAAAUCAAUUGCAAUGACUUUCGGUCGCUGAGAAGUGGUGAACCAUCGGAAACACACCAGAUGUCCUGGGGACCCCUCAUUCGGUCUGACGGCGAGUCUCCAGAGGUGAAGCCGGGCCUGGGACCCGGCUACAUCGUCCUCAUCGUGGUGGCUGUCUUUGCCGCGGUGACAGGGGCAGCUGCCCUUCUCAUUGUGCGCUACCAGAGAGUGACCGGGAAGUACAACUUCAAAACCCAGCCGGACAACUUCAGCUACCAGGUGUUCCAGGACUAGGAGUCCUGGCUGCGCUGAAGGUCGCCGUGAAUCAAGCUCGGUUCUUCAUUCAUCAAACAUUGACGGACGCCUACUCUGUCCCACACUUGGAUGAGCCCCAGAGAUGAUGAAAACAUAACCUCUGCCCGCCCCCAGGAGGCCUGUAGGUUCCAGACAAGCAGGCCGGUGAGAGGAGCUGAUGGAGAAGUUGGCGAUGCCCGGAGCUCAGACACAGGGAUCUUCAAACCCGGCAUGGACACAGCUCUGCCAUCACCCGGUCACCUCCACAACCCCGGAGCUCCCAGACCCUUCACCAUCUAAUUUUGUCCACGUGGCCCUUCCUGGUUUUGCUCCCCCUUGACAUCCAUCCAUUCAUCCAUCCAUCUUUCCAUUCAUCCAGCCAGCCAGCUAUCUGGUACUCUUUGUCAAAUACGUAAUAUUCCUAAUUUUCAAAGAUAUUUGACAAUACACUUGAAGUUAGUUUUUUAACAAUAGGUCAGUAAUAAAUAUAUUGUUUAGUAGACGUCAUGCUCUUAACUUUCCUCCUGCAUUACCAGGAUAUUAUUUUAUUCACACAGUGGUGACUCAAAAGACACUCUAUUAAUAUGAAAAUCUUUAUAAUAAGUAGAAAUAACAUAAUAUAUAUUACUCUUUUAUAUUUUUCCAUUUUCUCAGCCAUUCCAAUAUAAUCCUACUACAGGGGAGGUACCCUUUAACCAUUACACAAUGGGAAACCAGAGAAGAAAUGGGGGAGCUAUUUACUUAAGGUCACAACAUGAAUUCAUGAGGAAAUCAGUCUAGAAUCUAAAUAGCUUAGUUUAGAAUUUUCUUCUUUACACCACGCUAACAGAUAAUGCUUGUUACUUUAUUUAAAGCAAAUUGAACUGUAUUUGAUAGUUAACACCUGAAUGUAUAGUGUUUUUCCUGGAUGAACUUGGAAUUGUAACAUGAUCUUUAGAUCUUAAUUCAUGAGAUUAAUUUUGUUGACUAUAAUGAACUACCACUAACAGAAACAUUUGGGAAAAGUGGGAUUUUUGAUGUAUUGGAUAUUCUCAGAGUCAGUAAAGAGUUACGAUGUGCACUGUGGUGGGUAACUAGUUUCGAACAA